AUUGCGCUGUAUUCGAGUUCGCAUAGUUCAAUAUGUGUUGUGGUUUGUUACGAUAAUCUUGCAAACGGGAAAUAGUAACGUUGUUGCUAAUCAUGUCGAUAAUAGUAUGUUUUUUCCUAUGAUGUCGUAGUAAUCCUACUCCUCGAAAAGUGCUACACUAUCAGCACGUUCGCCAUCGUUUUAAUUGCGAACACUCGUUUCGAUAACUAAACGGGAAGAAUCAUUACUCUAAUUAAAUUCCUCGGAUAUUCCAGAACAGCAUGAAAAUGGUGUUGUCGCAACGGCAGCGCGAGGAGCUUAACCAAGCGAUUGCCGACUACCUAGGCUCUAAUGGAUAUUGUGACGCACUGGAGGCUUUCCGUAAGGAAGCUGAUAUCUCAACAGAAAUCGAAAAGAAAUAUGGUGGUCUUCUUGAAAAGAAAUGGACAUCAGUCAUACGAUUACAGAAAAAAGUGAUGGAGUUAGAAGCACGACUAUCUGAGGCAGAAAAAGAAGUUCUCGAAGGGGCUCCGACAAAAUCAAAACGAAGUCCAACAGAGUGGAUACCACGACCACCAGAAAAAUUCGAUAUAACAGGUCAUCGAGCAAGCAUAACGAGAGUUCUUUUUCAUCCGAUUUUUAGUUUGAUGGUUUCGUCAUCAGAAGACGCUACCAUAAAAAUUUGGGAUUUUGAAACAGGCGAAUAUGAAAGAACCCUUAAAGGUCAUACAGAUUCAGUACAAGACAUAGCAUUCGAUGCUCAAGGGAAAAUGCUGGCGUCCUGCAGUGCCGAUUUAUCAAUUAAGCUAUGGGAUUUCCAGCAAUCAUACGAAUGUAUCAAGACAAUGCAUGGACAUGAUCACAAUGUCUCUUCAGUAGCCUUUGUACCUGCUGGUGAUUUUCUUUUGUCCGCUUCACGCGAUAAAACUAUCAAAAUGUGGGAAGUUGCAACAGGCUAUUGUGUAAAGACCUAUACAGGACACAGGGAGUGGGUCCGUAUGGUACGAGUAAAUAUCGAUGGUACCAUAUUUGCGUCAUGCUCAAACGAUCACUCGAUACGAGUGUGGAAUACAAAUUCUAAAGACUGCAAGGUUGAGCUAAGAGAACAUGAUCACACUGUCGAAUGUAUCGCUUGGGCACCUGAAUCAGCAUCAUCUGCAAUUAAUGAAGCAGCUGGGGCAGACAACAAAAAAGGCAUACAUCAAGGGCCAUUCCUUGCAUCAGGCUCUCGAGAUAAAACAAUUAGGAUAUGGGACGUAGGCGCUGGCAUAUGUUUGUUCACAUUAACUGGCCAUGACAAUUGGGUAAGGGGAAUUUCUUUCCAUCCUGGCGGCAAAUAUAUGAUUUCUGCCAGUGAUGAUAAAACAAUCCGAGUUUGGGAUUUACGUAAUAAGCGAUGCAUGAAGACGCUAUAUGCUCAUCAACAUUUCUGCACAUCAGUUGAUUUCCAUAGAACGCAUCCAUAUGUGAUUUCGGGCGGCGUAGACCUCAAAGUGAAAGUGUGGGAAUGUCGUUAAAAUGCACAACGUGCAGUUUACAACAUCCUUGCCACCUCAAUUCAACAAGAGUAAAAAAAAAUAUACAUACAAACAAGCAUACAUAUUAUUUAAAAUUAUUCAUUUUUCUUUAAUAUUCCGUAAAAUAUUGCAUAAAACUACGACUAUACAUUGGUUGACAAGAAGGCAAA
Molecule: messenger RNA, 1666 nt
Organism: Hermetia illucens (black soldier fly)
Lineage: Eukaryota; Metazoa; Arthropoda; Insecta; Diptera; Stratiomyidae
Gene: Lis-1
Product: lissencephaly-1 homolog
Exons: 9
Coding region: 261-1496 (411 amino acids)
Molecular function (GO): protein binding
Source: RefSeq, a predicted model, not a curated record